This is a messenger RNA of Triticum aestivum (bread wheat), 2360 nucleotides long. RefSeq lists its product as uncharacterized. Bases 1644 to 2174 code for a protein of 176 amino acids. The record is from RefSeq and is a predicted model, not a curated record. The transcript has 2 exons. NCBI's taxonomy places the organism in Eukaryota, Viridiplantae, Streptophyta, Magnoliopsida, Poales, Poaceae.
AAGAGUUCGCUUCGUUCCUUACUAACUCAUCGUUCUUAUCCUCUCCUCACACCCACCUUCCCUCGCGAUAGAUUGAUCUGGCCACCAUUGGCAUCGCAACCUGCUGCAAAUUCCCCUCUCCCACCCCCAUUCCUUUCUCCCUGCCUCCCACGGGCAACCGAGCGCUGGUGCCGGAGCUGGGACCGGCGCCGCCUGGUGCUGGGACUGAUGCUACGCGAUGCCGUGGCAGCAGCUACAAUACUGUAGACGACGGCGGCAAGUGCUGCAACCAGCAGCCACCAGUGCUGGAGAUGGUCGCGAUAAGUGCCGGAGAACCGCGGCGGCCGGCGUUCAGGGCGACAAGUGCUGGAGCCGGCAAGUUUUUUGCUAGAAGCAGCCCCAGUUUUUGCUACCAUUGUCUUCUUUUUUUGCUGGAACCGGGUUUUUUUUGCUACUGCGUUGCGUGUUUUGCUGGAACCAGUGUGCCAAUCUGCUACCACCAUCUUCAUUUUUUGCUGGAACCAUUCCAAAAUUUGCUACCAUCAUUUGUUUGGUGUAACCGGGCGUACCAAUUUUGCUACCACCAUCUUCAAUUUGUGCUGGAGCCAAUCAAAAAAAUUGCUACCAUGUCUUUGUUUGGUGAAAAUAGUCCACCACUUUUUCGCUACGACCGUUUUGAGUUUUGCUACUAUCGGCGUUGUCAAUUGCUACAUCCAUUUUUCAUGACACACCGACACUUGUGAAAAUAUGUUUUUGCUGCAACCGUUGUUGUUUUUCACUACCACGGUGUUGACAAUUGAUACAUACAGGGGAAGGCCAUGGAAAUGUUGCUGUAAUGGCGACCACAGGCGGCACCGGCGAGCUUUAUUUUCGCUGGAAAUGAUCCCCUUUUUUGCUACAACCGGUCGAUUUUGUUGCUGCUACCGGCAACCCGAGGGAGAGUACAAUUUUUUUUGCGAGCUCGUCGUCAGAGAUGCUGUGACCUGCAACUGGAGCACGUCGGAGUUGUGCCCACCUCCACCAGAGCUGUGACCGGUGUCACAAGGAGCUGCAACUACGGCUGCUGCAUGCACGGAACCGGCGAGAAACACGGGAGACCGACGGCGGCGAUGGGCGGUGGUGACCGGAGGUGAUGGGCGGUGACCGGCGGCGAGAGCGGAGACCGGCGAGAUGUGAGCUCCUGCUGCAGGCCGCGGCGGCAGCGCUGCGUUCCCACGAGGAAGGAGGAACCGAGAUCGAAAAGGGAGCAUCGAUUCAUUUUUUUUUUUGUCUGUUGCGAGACUCAGAUCGAACAGGUCAAAUUUGAUGAAUCGGACGCUCGAGCAGUGACCGGCCCAACUAUUCGGCCGGCGCGCCGGUGCCUAUAAGCGCCCAAAAAUAAAGCAUCUAUACUGUAAGUACUGUAUAUUUGUGUGCUGACGUGGCGUGCAUUUCAUUUGGCAGGCACACGCGUGCCUCACAGACAAGGCGCGCAGGAGGAACUUCGACGCUGAGCGGGCCACGGCCUUCUGCGCCACGUGCCAUGAUCGUGUGAGGGCCGCCACGACGCCUGCGCCCCCACCAGGCACCGCGCCAGUGACAGGAGGACGCCGGCCGCAACAGCGUCCACGCAGCAGCAGCACAGCAAGGCUCGUGGCUCCGUCGCGAAGCAGGGCGGCGGCGGGAUGAGGUCGCCGACGCAGGCGCUGCGGGAGGUGCGGAACCAGCUGCAGGAUGAGUGUAGGGUCAUCGACGGCUGCCUACGAGCCAAUGUCGCGCGCGUGCGCAGGCGCCAGUCCUUCCUUCUCUUCGACCUGUCCGAUCGGCAGCGCUUCCCGGACUACCCACAUGCCCGCCCGCCACCCCUGUUCGCCGGCUGCCGGUCGUUCGAGGAGGAGGGACUUGGCGCCAGCCAGGACCAACAGAACUGGUGCAGAGAUGGCAGCUGUGAGUCGCCGGUGUACGGUCAGGACCGGGCCGGAGCGCCCUGCGAGGAUGAGCCUCCCUGGACAAGGCUAGCAAGUGCAUGGGCGCUCGUUCGUGCCAUCAAGCGCCGUACUGUUUAUAGAAAGUCUAACAGGUCCAUCUACAUACAUUUUCGAAAAAGAAAGCACUUUUGUCCCCUACCAUCACCUUUUCCGUGUCAGUUGAUCCUGAAACCUUAUCAGCCUAAAUCUUAUCCAUGUGUGCACUUGUUUCGGGUUCAAAAAGUUUAAAAACCUAUAACUUUUGAUUCAAGCGUCAAAAUCCAGGUUUGUUUUUACUGUUGGGUUUCUCGCGACGAUUCUUCAAAAUUAGAUCCCACAUUGAUAGGUUUUGUCAAACUUUUUGUGAGGCAACUUUAGGUGUGAUGGAGGCAACUAUAGUGUUAUAGGGAAGAAACUUCAUUUUUUUUUUCCUAG